Molecule: messenger RNA, 1171 nt
Organism: Haplochromis burtoni (Burton's mouthbrooder)
Lineage: Eukaryota; Metazoa; Chordata; Actinopteri; Cichliformes; Cichlidae
Product: prostatic spermine-binding protein
Exons: 2
Coding region: 386-1099 (237 amino acids)
Source: RefSeq, a predicted model, not a curated record
UAGGGUACCAGGAGUACAGUGGCUACAUUGGUAGUCCUGAAGUAAGCUUACAUAAGCCCUGAUGAAGGCCAUCAGAGUUGGCCUUCCUGAGGUGGAAUUUCAUGGAACACUCAUGGGGUGGAAUUCUGGUAGUUCUUAUGACAUCACUGCUAUUGCACAGUUACAGUGCAGGUUUAAAUGUUACAACUGAAACAUAUUUUUGACUCCAGCAACAAGCAGAUACACACACAGCUGAACUAGGACAGUUUCAUAGAGCAGUUUCUUUGAAAAAAAGGUGAGUUUUGGGGGAACUGCUUUAUAAGUGAAACUUACUUUUGACGCUGUAACUUUGAUAGCUGAUGGUAGAUAUUUACAGUGAGAUUUUUGAGCAUGCCCAACAGUACAGAUGGGAAAUGUACUGCUUAACUUGAAUAACUUAUGUCUUUGUGGGAUCUUUAAAGCUCAGAUGACGGAACAAGGAGAUGGGGCCCAUGCUCAGCCUAAUGAGGAGCAACCACUCUUGGCUGAAGAUGGUAACUGGGGAGAUAUGGACAACUUCUUUGAAAAUGGUGUGGAAUAUGUUAUAAUGUUUGCACCACGUAUCUUUGAAGUUGCGAGACUUUGGGAGCCAGAGCAGCUUAACAACAACAAUGGUGAUCACAUCAAUCAGAAUAAUUUCUUCAACAUUCAUUUUGAAAUUGAUGACAACAACUCUGAUGAUGGAAAUGAUGGCAAUAAUGCUGAUGAUGAAAAUGACCACAAUAACAGAGAUACUGAAAAUGACCACAAUUAUUGCAAUUAUAAUUUUGCCGAUGAUGAUCAAAAUGCUGACAGCAGCAACGAUGAAGAAGAACGCAAUGAAGCUCAUCAAGAUGAAAAUGACCUUGCUGCUGCUGAGGUUGACUAUGAAGUCAACCCGGAUGAAGGAGAAGCAGCGGAGGAUCUGCUUCCUGGAGGAUUUGGGAGACAGUUUAGAGAGGAAGACAGUGAUGAUGAGAAAAGUCAUGCCAGCGAACAGUUCCACUGGUGGGAUGAAUUUGCUGACAGCGCCUCUGAAGAACAAGACUCCCUACUUGAAGGCAAUAAAGAAAGCGAUGAGGGUGAUGAAGACGAGAGGUGAAUCCAAAAGUGACAUGCCAACCGUCACUCAGAGUGACUGAAUGGAACCUCUUUAAUAAAAAUGCAUCUUCUA